ACAAAUUUCUGAAUUUUUUUUGCGUAAUUGGAGGAACGCAUAGUUGAAAGAUCAAAAUUUUCAAUUGAAGGUUCUCAAACCCCAUCUUCCGAUUGCUUCAAUUGAAGUUUCUCCAAUGGCGCAAGUUAGCAGAAUCUGCAGUGGUGUGCAGAACCCAUGUGUUAUCUCUAAUCUCUCGAAAUCCACUCAACGCAAAUCUCCGUUAUCGGUUUCUCUGAAGCAUCCACGAGCUUAUCCGAUUUCGUCGUCGUGGGGGUUGAAGAAGAGUGGGAUGACGUUAAUUGGUUCUGAGAUUCGUCCGGUUAAGGUUAUGGCUUCUGUUUCCACGGCGGAGAAAGCGUCGGAGAUUGUGCUUCAACCCAUUAGAGAAAUCUCGGGUCUUAUUAAGCUUCCUGGCUCCAAGUCUCUGUCUAAUCGGAUCCUGCUUCUCGCUGCUCUAUCUGAGGGAACUACUGUAGUGGACAACUUGUUGAACAGUGAUGACAUCAAUUACAUGCUUGAUGCGUUGAAGAGAUUGGGACUUAAUGUGGAAACUGACAGUGAAAACAAUCGUGCCGUAGUUGAAGGAUGUGGCGGCAUAUUCCCAGCUUCCAUAGAUUCAAAGAGUGAUAUCGAACUUUACCUCGGUAAUGCAGGAACAGCAAUGCGUCCACUUACCGCCGCGGUUACUGCUGCAGGUGGAAACGCGAGUUAUGUGCUUGAUGGGGUGCCUCGGAUGAGAGAAAGACCUAUAGGGGAUUUGGUCGUUGGUCUUAAGCAGCUUGGUGCUGAUGUUGAAUGUACUCUUGGAACUAACUGCCCUCCUGUUCGUGUCAACGCUAAUGGUGGCCUUCCUGGUGGAAAGGUGAAGCUUUCUGGAUCAAUUAGUAGUCAGUACUUGACUGCUCUGCUCAUGGCAGCUCCCUUAGCUCUUGGAGACGUCGAGAUUGAGAUUGUCGAUAAAUUGAUUUCUGUUCCAUAUGUUGAAAUGACAUUGAAGUUGAUGGAACGUUUUGGGGUUAGUGCCGAGCAUAGUGAUAGCUGGGACCGUUUCUUUGUUAAGGGCGGGCAAAAAUACAAGUCGCCUGGUAAUGCGUACGUAGAAGGUGAUGCUUCUAGUGCUAGUUAUUUCUUGGCUGGUGCUGCCAUUACCGGUGAAACUGUCACUGUUGAAGGUUGUGGAACUACCAGCUUGCAGGGAGAUGUAAAAUUCGCCGAGGUCCUUGAGAAAAUGGGAUGUAAAGUGUCCUGGACAGAGAACAGUGUGACUGUGACAGGACCACCUAGAGAUGCUUUUGGAAUGAGACACUUGCGUGCUAUUGAUGUCAACAUGAACAAAAUGCCUGAUGUAGCCAUGACUCUUGCCGUCGUUGCUCUCUUUGCCGACGGUCCAACCACCAUUAGAGAUGUGGCUAGCUGGAGAGUAAAGGAGACAGAAAGGAUGAUUGCCAUUUGCACAGAGCUUAGAAAGCUGGGAGCUACUGUGGAAGAAGGUUCAGAUUAUUGUGUGAUAACACCACCUAAAAAGGUGAAACCGGCAGAGAUUGAUACAUAUGAUGAUCAUAGAAUGGCAAUGGCAUUCUCUCUUGCAGCUUGUGCUGAUGUUCCAAUCACCAUCAAUGAUCCCGGUUGCACCAGGAAAACCUUCCCCGACUACUUCCAAGUCCUUGAAAGAAUCACAAAGCACUAAACAAAAAACUCUCUGUUUUUUUCUUCUGAUCCAAGCUCAUCUGUUUCCAUCUUUCUUGCCUCUGUAACAUUAUUGCGUGUAACUGAACUGAGUGAGAAUUGAGAUGCAAUUAUUGAAUCGGUUUUGGUCUUUAAUACUCUUGUAAUUAGUGUUUCGAUGAUGGGCCGACCAAGCCCAUUGUGUCCCAGCCUGUUUUGACUCCAACUCUGUUUGACUCUCUGUUGUUUUGAGGCUAGAGAUUUCAGGGAAUCUUGUAAUUUGGUAGAGUUUCACAAAAUCACCUUUUUCUGCGAAAUCACAAUAACUGUUUGGCGUUCAA
Messenger RNA from Arabidopsis arenosa, 1988 nucleotides. The record is from the annotation of a GenBank genome assembly. Lineage: Eukaryota; Viridiplantae; Streptophyta; Magnoliopsida; Brassicales; Brassicaceae.